Molecule: messenger RNA, 2629 nt
Organism: Podospora pseudocomata
Lineage: Eukaryota; Fungi; Ascomycota; Sordariomycetes; Sordariales; Podosporaceae
Exons: 3
Coding region: 1205-2629 (474 amino acids)
Source: RefSeq, a predicted model, not a curated record
CGAGUGUCUCUGCAACUGAGAUUUUCUCUGCUGCAUGACAUUGGACCAACCAGAGUCAAAAAUGCGAUGCAAUCACUGCAUGAGAACGGGACGAGGCACGAGACGAGCGUCCUGUCAAGUCGGAACGAAACCACGAUUUCCUCUCCAUCACAAGACUUUCUUGUUUGCAUCAUCUGCCAGCAUCGCGAAGACCAUCGGCCGUCAUUUUCUCAGUGUUGCACCAAUACUCUUGGCAUCUAAUCUUUCCAGCCUCGGGUUCGUAUGUAAGAACCCAGCAAGGGCCAGCACGACUCCAUACCAGUUGGCCAUCCUCGACUUACACUAGCGACUGAGAAAUUCUCACUCAAGAGAGAGCACUUGAGACACAUUCAAGUCGAGACCAAAGUCGGCUCAGCCGUGUUAUACAAGCCUCCUCUAUUAUCUGAGAUAUCAGCCGGGACUCGGCAGAGACGACCGGAGGCCCAGACAAGGCCUCGAUAUGAUUCUCAGGUUCCAAUCGGGCGGGUUUCCAGGACGGAAACUGAUCUUGACGUUGGUGUUUCAUCCAAUCACGACAGGAGUCUGUGUGUUGAUCACAUCCGAUUCGGGACAUCCCAGGUCGAGGCCCGCCAAAUUGCUUUUUUCAUCCUAUCUCGCAACCUCUCCGGCCCCUGUCCAUGAUAUCUUGUCCCUGGUGGCGUUUCCCUCCAUCUAACCUCCGAGUCUCCCUCGAUUCACCUCGAGCUAGCAUUAUGAAGACCAAUGGGCAUCCAGAGUCGAUACGGGAAGCCACGCGGUAAAUUGGAAACACUUGCAGCUGUCCUUGUGAAAGCCACUUAGCAAUGCCCACCAACCAAGACGGAAGCAAGAAGUAUCAUUUCCUGCUUUUGCAGCAUGUUGAGAGGGGGUUAGAAUGACGGAGUCGAGUGAAUCAGAGUAUAUGAGCAGCCCCCCCUCCGCACUCAAACCCUCUAACUCUGUAACCAGCGCUCUAUCAGCAGGUCACUACAGCACCUUUCCACCCCUUGUCUUGCCCCUUCCCAGUUGACGUUAUUGUCCACAACUGACUCACUCCUUUGAAGCUCACAUUGACCUUGUUGAUCUGCCCCAAGGUCGAAGGUGUCAAGGCCUACCCAACUUGUUGAAGACGCUCAUUCUUUCUCCUCCCUGUCUACUUCACCAUUUGUGCCAGGCUCACACGCCUUGGUUGGUACAUUCGUUCAACAUGGCAAUCCUAAACCUGUUACCCUUGAACUAUCGGCGGCCAGCCUUGGUCGAAAGACCAGCAACAAGCGCCAGUCAAGUUUCGACACAGCAGUCUGAAGGUGGGUCUGUCUAUCAAGGUGACACAUCCUUGAAGUCGAUCAGGUCGGGCAGCUCAGGAGGUAUCCCGCCGCCUCUCAGCUUUGAUCGUAUCAUCGAAGGGGGCACCUGCCCUCCUUGUACCGUUCGUGACUUCAUGAACUAUCUCAUCUACGUCGAGCGCUCUGCCGAAAACCUCCAAUUUUUCCUAUGGUACCGCGACUUUGAGAAGCGCUUCAACGAAGCUCAAACAGCGGAUCUCACCCUCGCACCAGAAUGGACCCUGGCGAUGGAGGAAGAAGCCAUUGCCCGUAUCAAGAAGGAGCAGGCCGAGAAGGCCCGCGUCAAGCCCUCCAAGUCUGUCAGCCCAGCCGUGGCUGAAAUCUUCAAGGGCACCGACUUUGAGAAGCCCAUCCGGAAGCCCUCCGUGGCCACCACCAUUGCCACGACCCCCAUAAGCCCCCUGGCAGCAAGCAACGGUGGGGAUCCGUUUGGUACCCCCCCUCGCACCCCCUCAGACCGUGGUCAUCACUACCCUAAUUCAACCACAGCAACAACCUACAACACUGCCGCCAACGAAGCCUUUGCGCUGGCUGGGCUCAAGGCCCCAUUCACGGUUCAGCCGUUCAGGGUCGAGUUGGACAGGAUCAUCGCGACGUAUAUCAUGUCCGGCAGCCCAAGGCAACUCAACCUUUCUGACCGGGAGCAAAAGGCUGUGCUGCAAGCUCUUUGUUUCACUACUCAUCCCUCUGCGCUGAGGGUGGUGGUUAGGAGCGUAGAGUCUACUCUUCGUCAGCAAGCCCACCCCAACUUCAUCCGCUGGUCGAUUUGCAAUGGUAACCCUGUCAGAGUAACAUUCGCCCGCUGCCUUGGAGUAGGCACUAUCGCUCUGAGCACCAUCGCCGCCAUCAUCCUCACUUUGUCAUCUGCCCCUAGAGGCUUCAGGGCGCUGCCAGCAAUAGGGUGGGUGAUUGGCGUUGCAACACUCGUAGCAGCAUACAAGGGAAUGUGCGUGGUCUUGCAUGGCCUCCAUCACAGACACGUGAGACCAUGGGAGCUGUUUGUUGUUGACGAGGAGGACCAUCAGCAGAACGAGAAGGAACAGGAUGUGAGGAGUGAAAAGAGUCUGGAGACUGGGAGCAACAGUUUUGAGAAUGAGCCGUGGGUGGUCAAGUAUGAGAAAAGGAAUUUGAUCAGGAAGAUUUUUGAUGGGGAGGUUUGGAUUCAGGAACCGGCGCUUAGACAGAUCCAGGACACCAUUUUUGUGCAGAGCUUGCUGUUUGCGUUUAUUUGCGCGGGGGGGUUGACGGCAAUUUUUGUGCCGCUUCCGGGUGGGAAUCUGUUUUGA